This is a messenger RNA of Carcharodon carcharias (great white shark), 516 nucleotides long. Its product is annotated as late histone H2B.L4-like. Gene Ontology annotation, molecular function: structural constituent of chromatin; protein heterodimerization activity; DNA binding. Gene Ontology annotation, cellular component: nucleosome. Lineage: Eukaryota; Metazoa; Chordata; Chondrichthyes; Lamniformes; Lamnidae. The record is from RefSeq and is a predicted model, not a curated record. The transcript is spliced from 2 exons. Bases 1 to 516 code for a protein of 171 amino acids.
AUGUCCCUCCUUAGCAGCACCAUGGAUGCGCAAAUCAUCCAUGCGAUAAAUACUGCCUUCUUUGUCUUCGAGGAUGUUGGACAUAGUGUGUUGAAAGAUUUCUGGUGCGGAGCAUAUGCUGUAAGGAAGACGAUUGAAACAGAAGCAACCAAAGGGAAAACCAGCUUCCAAGAAGGGAGGCAAGAAAGCCUUAAAGAACCGGUAGCCAAGGGCGGCAAGAAGCGGCGAAAGUCGAGGAAGGAGAGUUAUGCCAUCUACGUCUACAAAGUGAUAAAGCAGGUUCACCCAGACACCGGCAUCUCCUCCAAGGCCAUGAGCAUCAUGAACUCGUUCGUGAGCGAUAUUUUCGAGCGCAUUGCGGGUGAGGCUUCCCGCCUGGCCCAUUACAACAAGCACAGCACCAUCAGCUCCCGGGAGAUCCAGACCGCUGUGCGCCUGUUGCUGCCCGGGGAACUGGCCAAGCACGCCAUGUCGGAAGGGACAAAGGCGGUGACCAAGUACACCAGCUCCAAGUAA